CAGCAGGCACCAUGUUCGUCCCGCUUACAGCGACGCUGGCAAGUGCAGGGACUGCAAUGGGUUGCUACGGGUUUGGCGUGGGUGCCUACGUUGUGCUUCUGCCCACCCUUCUGGCCAAAACUCUGGGGGUGAAACGCCUCCCUGUCGCCUACGGCUUCACCAGGCUCACUAUGGGCUUCAUGAGCCUCGUCGCCCCACAAGUCAACGGCGCACUCGUGGACGGGACCGGGAGCUACGCGCCCACGUAUUACCUCAUGGGCUCGUGUACGGCAGUGGCGGCCAUACUCUUCUUGUUCAUCCCGCCUCCUGUUACUGAGGAGCCCGACACCGCCAAAUGAUUAUAAUACAUCGUAGAUUUUAUACUUCCUUAAACAAUGUAUUAAUCCGUAUUGGAGGCUGUA
Molecule: messenger RNA, 401 nt
Organism: Hyalella azteca
Lineage: Eukaryota; Metazoa; Arthropoda; Malacostraca; Amphipoda; Hyalellidae
Exons: 2
Coding region: 12-338 (108 amino acids)
Source: RefSeq, a predicted model, not a curated record